Messenger RNA from Phyllopteryx taeniolatus (common seadragon), 1940 nucleotides. It is a transcript of the gene atf4a, whose product is annotated as activating transcription factor 4a. Gene Ontology annotation, molecular function: RNA polymerase II transcription regulatory region sequence-specific DNA binding; DNA-binding transcription activator activity, RNA polymerase II-specific. Gene Ontology annotation, biological process: regulation of transcription by RNA polymerase II. NCBI's taxonomy places the organism in Eukaryota, Metazoa, Chordata, Actinopteri, Syngnathiformes, Syngnathidae. Bases 333 to 1433 code for a protein of 366 amino acids. The transcript is spliced from 4 exons. The record is from RefSeq and is a predicted model, not a curated record. Gene Ontology annotation, cellular component: ATF1-ATF4 transcription factor complex; nucleus; ATF4-CREB1 transcription factor complex.
GUGCUUCGGUGCGAUAUAACCCGCCGCGGCACCUCUGUCUCGCAACAUUCGAUCUGUGUGCUCCUUUUCGGCUUCUGCUUCUUUGGCUUCACUCUUGGCAGCUACCAACCGUCAACAUGGCAGUUUAAAGGCGGGCGGCGGCAAUCAUCGCAGCGGCAUCAAACGGGCAGGGCAUCGGCGAAGUGCACUGGCGAUUUCUGGCAAAAUGGCGUCUCUUCUGGCAAUUUCCCUCAGCUUUGCUGCAGACGACAGCAGUACCGAACGUCUCGACUUACGAGCCUCUCCACACUCCGUUUUACCCGCCUUAGCGCUGACCACACGCGGCAGCAGCCAUGCUGCUCGCAUUGGAGGCCGUGGAGGCCCUGUGCUCAGGGCCCUCGUUUCUGACGGCUGACCCAAUGGGGCCCCUUCUGGACCAAGAUGAAGAGGAAGUGCUUUCACCCUCCUCCCCGCUCGAGGGCGAGGUCCCGGCCUCGCCCCUCCUUUCUCUGUCCCCCUACCACAUCUUGCUGUCGCCCCCAUCCCCUCCUGCCGGUCACCCCUCCCCUUCCUCCUCCCCUUCCUCCUCCUCUCAGUCCUCCUUUCUGGAAGCCAAGGCGGGAUCCGACGUGACCGCUCUGCCCUGGCUGGCCGCCGGCGAGCUGCUCCACGCCCACGUGGGAGCGGACGACAUCCACGAGGACUCCUUCGCGGGCAUGGACUGGAUGUCGGAGAAGAUCGACCUCGGCGACUUCGACCUGGAGUCUCUCAUUGGCUCCUGCUCGUCGGACGAGCCCCCCGCUUUCCCCGAGGACCUCCUGGCCUCCCUCCGCUGCCACAUGGAUCUGGACCUGGAGCCUUUCCGCGUGGCCGCCCCUGAAGACGGGCACCCGGAGCCGCCCGCCGUCCCCGCGGCGGUGGUGGUCAUGAAGUCUGAGCCCUGCUCCCCGGCCCCACCUCCCUCACCGGGAUUCUCCGAGAGCGAGACCGACACCGAGUCGCCUCUCGCCGCCAUCCUCCCCAAUCCCGAGCUCCCGCUUGAGGAGGUCUUCGUCAAAGUCUUGUCGCCGCCGUCCAGCGACGGCGACAGCGACUCCGGCAUAGAGUCUUCCGCCGGCUCCCCCCGCGCCAAACCCUACGCCAAACCCCAACUCCCUUCCGCUUCUUCCUCGCCGGCUGCGAAAGCUAAGGUGAAGUCGUCAUCCGGCGCCCCCAAGGUGGUGGAGAAGAAGCUGAAGAAGAUGGAGCAGAACAAGACUGCGGCCACACGCUACCGCCAGAAGAAGCGCGUGGAGCAGGAACAGCUGAGCGUGGAGUGCGAGGCCCUGGAGACCAGGAACCGAGAGCUGGCCGAGCGAGCCGACGCCAUCAGCCGCGAGAUCCACUACCUCAAGGACCUGAUGGAGGAGGUCCGCAAGCACCACCGUGGAAAGAUGAGCGCGGGGGCCAAAUAAUAUGAUGGCGACGAGGUGGUCAGGCGACGCAUCUGGACGUGCUUGCGUCUCCCAGUCCGCUGUUGGGUCCUCGCGGAAUUGGACUUUGGCGUGAAAUUUUCCGGGUGAGACAUGCGUGCGUGUUCAUGUGUUCACAGGAGGAGGUCAAAAUUAAGGUGCCGUACGUUUGUAGUUCCAUCCUGAAAUGUCACCCGGAAGGCCAAUAUCACAAAUUUGCAACAAAAAUCACGAUCCCUUGUAGAACCCUCGACUCGGUCUAGUCACCAUAGCAACCUUCCUCUGGUUCAGAAAAGGGCCUCUUUAGUGUAUCUGAGUUUUCUUAAGGCCUGCGCGUGCGCGUGCGUGUACAUAUUUCUUGGCUUUGAUACGCAAUUUAGGUGGUCUUCUAGUUUGUAUUUAAUGUGUUCAUGUACCGAGUAGUUGUCGCGCUCUUGCUUGUACAAAUGCUCUCAAAUGCCUUUUCUCUCGCAGUCUUUUUCUAAUAAACUUUAAUCUGUCAAGUCUCAA